Molecule: messenger RNA, 992 nt
Organism: Hyaloscypha bicolor E
Lineage: Eukaryota; Fungi; Ascomycota; Leotiomycetes; Helotiales; Hyaloscyphaceae
Exons: 2
Coding region: 36-992 (318 amino acids)
Source: RefSeq, a predicted model, not a curated record
CUCGCUGUUUCUUUGGAAGUGAAGCUCUUCGAUGUAUGAGAGAAGCUAUCAACAAGGGAAGAGGGGAGAUGAGGAACGCCUUUUUCGCAUGCCUUCUCGUGUUUUGCUUCGAAAACAUGUCCGGGAAGCCAGGAACAGCCGCUGCCAACGCAAUAAGCGGAUUGAUGAUCCUUCACGAUUUGAUCACCAAGACAGAGGAUAACUGCCUUCUGAAUUCCCGAAGAAAGAGACGCUGGGAGCAGCACAAUAUCGAGGACGACGUAAUAUUGGCACUAGUUGGCCUUAACCUCCACGUCGUUUUCUUCGUUGACGGGAGACGGGAAGCAUUUCACCAGAUCUACAUUGAAAGUUCCAACUCGGCCACUUCAAGCAUGCCUAAAGAGCUACGAAGCCAGCAGACCGCGAGGCAGUUUUGGGCGCCGAAAAGAGCAAGUCCUGCGACCAUGAUGAAGAUGGCCCGUAGGAAGAUGGGACAAAUCUAUCCCCCCGGUAUCAAUAUGUUUUUCACACUCAAGGAGCCUCCCAUGGAUAUGUUUCCCGAUGUCCUUCGGUAUCGGGAAGAUGUCAGACGAUGGAAACGAGCCUCAGCUACGGUCUUCGACCAUGUUUGGAAGAGAGGAACCCAGGAAGAAAGGACUGCGGUUUGUCUGUUGCAAAUCCACAAACUGAUGGCACAUAUCAUGCUUGCAGGGGCUUUUUGCACAACCCAGACUGCAUACGAUCAGUUCUUCCCGGAAUAUCAGAAGAUCAUGGAGCUCGUCGAGUAUGUCUACCCACAUCUCGUCGAAGCCAAGCAUGGAGAGCCGCUGUAUCGAUUCGAUCUCGGGAUAAUCAUCGCUAUGUUUCUGGUCGGCGUAAGGUAUCGGGACAAAGCAACGAGAGACAGCUCUGCACAUCUGCUCAACCUGAAUAAGGAAUAUCGUGAGGGCAUGUGGGAUACGGGCAGUGCAGGAGCAAUUGUCAGCCGGCGAGAGAAAUCGAAGAUGGGAUGA